This is a messenger RNA of Anopheles marshallii, 2568 nucleotides long. It is a transcript of the gene Cpr76Bd, whose product is annotated as paternally-expressed gene 3 protein. The transcript has 3 exons. Lineage: Eukaryota; Metazoa; Arthropoda; Insecta; Diptera; Culicidae. Bases 1 to 2568 code for a protein of 855 amino acids. The record is from RefSeq and is a predicted model, not a curated record.
AUGAAGUUAUUCGCAGCAGUUCUAGUGGCGGCCUGUCUGGCCACAUCCAGCUUGGCCAAUCCGGCCCCGGACUGUCCCCCGAGCGGGCACGUCCACGGCUAUGCCUACCCAGCCCCAACGGUUCAGCUGUCAGUCGGCAAGGCGAUCAACUCGGUCAGCGUGACGCCCGGUUUCUCGUCCUACUCGGUCGACGGUGAGGUGAAGUACGCGUCGGUCGGUCCCUCGUACAGCUCGUACGAAGCCUCCCCCGCCUACAGCGCUUACGGCGCCUCGGGUGAAGAUCUCAAGCUGACGAGCUACGAGGCGGGAGUGAAAACAAUCGCUGCCGCACCUGCCGUCACCUACGCUACCAAAUCGGCCGGUGUCGUGUACGCGGACAAGUCGCCUGCCGCUACCUUCGCCUCGGUGGUCCCAUCGGUCAGCUACACGAAGACCGUUGCUGCUCCGGCUGUCUAUGCUCAGCCCGCUGUCAGCAAGGUGUACACGAGCGAUGCCUCGGCUUACGUCACCAAGGAAUAUCUGCCACCAACCGUCAAGACUUACGCAGCCCCGGCUGUUGCCUCGUACGUAGCUACUCCAGCCGUCACUAAGUAUGCCACCGCACCGGCCGUCUCCUCGUACGUAGCCACUGCGCCAGUCGUCAGCAAGUAUGUGGCCGCCGCGCCGGCUGUCACCUAUGCGGCUGCUCCAGUUGCUAAGGUUGCAACCGCUAGCUACGCCAGCUAUGCUCCUGCUGCCAAGGUCGCUACCUAUGCUGCUCCGGCUUACGGUUAUGCACCAGCUGCCAAGGCUUAUGCCAGCUACGCGCCCGCUGCGUCCUAUGCCAGCUACACGCCCGCUGCGUCCUAUGCCAGCUACGCGCCCGCUACGUCCUAUGCUAGCUACGCUCCGGCUACGGCCUAUGCCAGCUACACCCCAGCCGCCAAGGUAGCCUCCUACACACCGGCCGUUGGUUACGCUGCCUAUGCACCGGCUGCCAAGGUUGCCUAUGCUGCUCCGGCUGCCAGCUACGCCAGCUCUUACGCUACCACCUCCAAGCUGGCUUAUGCCGCGCCUGCUCUCACCAAGACCGUCGUGUCUGCUGCUGCUCCGGCCGUUGCCUCGUACUAUGCCGCUCCCGCCGUCACUAAGUACUCGGCGGCACCGGCCGUGUCCACCGCUUACGUGUCGGCACCGACCGUCACCAAGUACGCCACAUCCGCUGCCUAUGCUCCGGCCGUCUCCAGCUACGUAGCUCCGUACUCCGCCCAUGCCUACACACCCGCCGUUAGCAAGUACGUAUCCACGCCGGCCGUCUCAUCGUACUACGCUACACCGGCCGUGUCGAAGGUUGUGUCCAGCCCGGCAUACGCCUCGUACGUCUCUGCUGCUCCAGCUGUGGCCAAGGUUGCUGCCGUCCCGGCCGUCUCUACUGCUUACGUUUCGGCUCCGGCCACCGUCACCAAGACUGCUUACUCUGGCGCCUAUCUCGCCGCCCCAGCUGUUGCUAAGGUGGCCACAUCUUACGGUCCUGCUGUUGCCGCCUACAGCACCGGUCCUGCCGUGUCGGCUUACAGCACCGGUUCCGCAUACUCGUCGUACUCGGCCGCACCAGCCGUUGCUGCCUACAGUACCGGUCCGGCUUAUUCCAGCUACUCGGUCAGUCCGGCCGUUUCCAAGGUUUACUCAACACCAGCCGUCGCUUCGUACAGUGCUGUCCCUGCCGUUUCCAAGGUAUACUCGUCACCCGCCGUUGCUACGUACAGUACCGUCCCGGCCGUUUCCAAGGUCGUUGCUGCGCCAGCCGUUGCCACGUACAGUGCUGCCCCAGCUGUUUCCAGCGUAUAUUCGUCGCCCGCCGUCGCAUCGUACAGUGCCGUCCCGGCUGUUUCCAAGGUCUACUCCACCCCAGCAGUUGCCAGCUACAGUGCCGUACCAGCUGUCUCCAAGGUGUACUCUUCCCCGGCUGUCGCUGCGUACAGUGCCGGACCUGCCUAUUCUUCCUAUUCGGUCGCUCCAGCCGUCUCGAAGGUUCUGACCACGCCCGCCGUCGCUGCGUACAGUGCCGGUCCGGCUUAUUCCGCCUAUUCGGUCGCGCCAGCCGUCACUAAGUACGCCACGAGCGCGGGUGCCAUCGCUGGCUACACCACGUCCGGAGCCGCUCACGGCUACUACGCCGCCGGUCCAGCGGUAUCGUCCGCUCACUACGGUGGCUACCGUUAUGCUGCCGCUGCUCCAGCACUUACCACGGCCUACACUGCCCCUGCCACCGUAAUCAAGACCGUGGCGCCGACCACCGUCGUCAAGACUGUCGCCGAGAAGUACCUCGAACACUACGACGAUAAUGCUCGCUAUGCUUUCGAGUACGGCGUGAACGACCCACUGACCGGUGACAUCAAGCACCAGAAGGAGGAACGCGACGGCGAUGUCGUGCGCGGUCAGUACUCGCUGGUCGAACCGGACGGUAACGUGCGCACGGUCGACUACUAUGCUGACUGGGCCACCGGUUUCCAUGCCACCGUCACCAACAGUCGGGACCAGGUGCACGCCACCAAGGUUCUCGGCAAGCGCGACACCGUGAAGGCGUAA